Messenger RNA from Penicillium vulpinum, 237 nucleotides. RefSeq lists its product as uncharacterized. The coding region runs from base 1 to 237 and encodes 78 amino acids. The record is from RefSeq and is a predicted model, not a curated record. NCBI's taxonomy places the organism in Eukaryota, Fungi, Ascomycota, Eurotiomycetes, Eurotiales, Aspergillaceae. The transcript has a single exon.
AUGUCUGACGGUGUCCUCAAGGAAAGUCGUGAGAUCGCCCUCCUGGUUGGCAAGAUGGUAGACUGCACAAACUUGGUCUAUAUGCAGAAGGGUAAAUUCAAGGAUAUAUUACCGCAGGCGCUGGCCCUCCCCCGCCAACAGUGCUUUGACGGAAGGCCACAAGGCCACAAGGCCACAAGGCCACAAGGCCACAAGGCCACAAGGCUACAAGGCUACAAGGCUACCAACUCGCAGUAG